Molecule: messenger RNA, 3768 nt
Organism: Ixodes scapularis (black-legged tick)
Lineage: Eukaryota; Metazoa; Arthropoda; Arachnida; Ixodida; Ixodidae
Exons: 3
Coding region: 1-3768 (1255 amino acids)
Source: RefSeq, a predicted model, not a curated record
AUGUUGAAGCCAGAAGUGAGCGCUGCUGAAGCUCAAUCUAAGCGCCGCCGUCGAGAGGACCCGGAAGUGCGCGACGCCGAGGCAGAGGCUCAUCGCCGCCGCCGAGAGCAGCCAGGAGUGAGCGCCGCCGAAGCGGAAGCCAGAAGCCGCUAUCGAGAGGACCCGGAAGUGCGCGACGCCGAGGCAGAGGCUCAUCGCCGCCGCCGAGAGCAGCCAGGAGUGAGCGCCGCCGAAGCGGAAGCCAAGCAAAAGGCAAGGAUCGCUAAGCCUGACGGUGCAACAAAAAUUUUCCAACGGCUGUUUAGAGACAACCCGUUUGGGAGCGUAUGUUCAGUCUGUGACCGGCUCUGGUUCCAAAACGACUUGCAACCGCUACCGGACAGAUGUCACGAGACCCUAGAGCAAUCAUUUCCAAACUCGGACCUAACCCAAUUCAAACUGUGCUCGACCUGCAUACAAUCAGUGCACAAGGGUCAUAUUCCUCAUCUUUCCUCAAAUAACGGUUAUGUAUAUCCCCCGAAGCCAGCCCACCUCCCACAAUUGAACGCGGUGAGUGAGAGACUCAUAUCUCCACGAAUUCCUUUCAUGCAACUGCGACGGCUGAUGCACGGUGCAGGUCAACACGGCAUUAAGGGACCAGUAGUGAACGUCUGUGUUGAUGUGGACGACAUGGUGACAAUGUUGCCUCGUGCCAUCGAACAAGACCGAGCCCUCAAUGUACAUUUGAAGCGGGGCAUGCUUGCGAAGACGACCUACCUGGCAGGGGCAGUAAAAAAAUGUGAUCUGCUGCCGUGGCUUAAGCUGCUGUGUGAUAGCACGCUGUACAAGCAUUAUAAUAUAAAGUGUGAUUUUGCCCGUUUGGGCGAUAUCGUAGAAGUGGACGAACACGACGAGAUCGAGUUGCUCCCGCAAUGCUCAGACCUCAACGAUCCGAUCCAAGUGGCUACAGCCAUGACUCUGGCUCAGCACACUCUCGUAUGGGACGAAGACAAGUUUCUAGCGAUUGCGCCAGGUGAGGGAAAAAGGCCCGUGAGCAUACUUUAUGACGAACACUCAGAGGAGCUUUCGUUCCCACAGAUCUAUCUCGGUGAGCCGCGCCGAGUAGAUGCCAGCGCAAAACCGACAGUCUUCACACACGCCAUGAGUGAGAUCCGCAGAUCAGACCGUCGAGGGGCCACCCCGCAGCACGUACUGUACAUGGCCAUGAAAGUGUUUAGGCACCGAGUAGCCGGUGACAUGUGUGUGGCCUUCCGUAACAUAAAGGCACUGGAAACACUAACGAAGCAACAGUUGCUCGACAAGGAUUUUGUGCAGCAAGCGGUCGAGCACGACAUGGCUUUCAUGCAUGGUAUUCCCAACACCGUGCAGUACUGGACAAAACGCAAGAAAGACCUCUUUGCUAUGAUACGGCAGUUGGGUAAGCCGACCGCGUUCCUCACUCUUUCUGCCUCGGAAAUGCACUGGCCCGACCUUUUGCAGUUGCUUCAACGCCUUCGGUUGAAGCCCGGCGAGAUCGAAGUACCACUGGAGCAAAUGAACAGCAUUUAUCGAGCACAGCUAGUAAAUGACGAUCCCGUGGUCUGUGCCAUAUAUUUCGACCGAUUGGUGCGUGUCAUUCUCAACAUUCUCCGCAACACCCGUGUAUCGCCUUUUAGGCCGUACAUAGUCGUCGACUACUUUAAGCGGAUCGAAUUUCAGCACCGCGGGUCGGCACACGCGCACAUUCUCCUUUGGCUUCAUAACGCGCCCAACGAGGAGCUCUCGAUGCUCAUGCCCCAGACUCUUGAAAUAGCCAACGUUCUGCUUUCCAUCGACAACGGAUGCUUGAAGCGGGAGCGGACUCAGGUGCACCAACACACGCAUACCUGCUACAAGCACAACACCACCAAAUGCCGCUUUAACGCGCCUUUUAUGCCCAUCGAUGAAUGUAUGGUCGUAGUGCCUUUCCCCACUGUGGACAAUGAAGCGCAGAAGAAGAAAAUCGAGAGCCUCCUAAACAAGUACGAGGCCAUGCAUCAGGCCCUGGAAACGACAAAUUAUGACUCCAUGGAGCAGUUUUGGGAACAUCACGGUGUCGCGGACAAGGCGGAGUACAUUUCUGUUCUCCGAGCAGGCACUCCUCGUGCCACCAUCAUGCUACCCCGUACUGUGCAGCAAAAGUGGGUGAAUUACUUUAACCCAUGGGUUUCGGGCGAUCUCAGCGAAGAGAUCAGAGCGGCCAGAGGAGUCAAACAGGGAGACCCGUUGUCGCCGCUUCUCUUCAACCUUGUUGUUGAUGGACUCCUUCGGGAGCUACCGGCCAUUAUUGGAUUCAGGCUGGGAGAAACCAUGAUUAAUGCGAUGGCUUUUGCGGAUGAUCUGACACUAGUUGCAUCGACAAGGGGAGGUCUGCAGGAGCUGCUGAAUCAGUCAGAGGCCUACUUCAAAGCAAGAGGCCUCAGCUUCAACCCAGAGAAAUCUUCUACGCUGUCUCUGGUGCCUUCAAAAAGGCAGAAAAAGACCAAGGUCGAGCAACAACCAUUUCAGAUAGCAGGAUCAGACAUCCCAACACUUGAUUGCGUCGCAUCAUGGAAGUACCUGGGUGUACUCUUCAACACAAGGGGACGGAAGGUGCCGUUGACGGGGGAGCUGAUUCCACUCCUCGAGCGACUUUCUACUGCGCCGCUCAAACCUCAGCAGCGUCUCGUGUUGUUAAAGCACUACCUGCUACCGAGGUUUUACCACAGAGGGACGUUUUCACAUGUAACAGCGAAGUUACUGCGUCGCCUCGACACCUGUGUGCGGCUAAGAAUCCGCGGGUGGUUACGGCUACCUCAUGACACCCCGGUGGGCUAUUUUCAUGCACCGGUGGAGAGUGGUGGGCUUGGGAUCCCUGCCUUGCGGCAUACGCUGCCAAGGCUCAAGAUACAAAGAAUGGCCAUGCUUAGGAUGAGUGAUGUUCCUGCAUGUGGAGACGCAGUGAAAUGUCCAGCCCUCAAACUAGAAGAACAGAAGGCAAUGAAUCUGCUUACAGUGAAUGGAACAACAGCAAAGGACGUGAAGGACCACUGGGCAGAACUCCUUCACAAUUCAGUGGAUGGAGCGCACAUGAGAACGUGCAAAGAGGUGCCCGAAUCUCAGCAAUGGGUCUCGGAUGGCACCCGCCUUUUGAGUGGCAGGGAUUUCGUCGACUGUGCGAAGCUGCGGAUCAAUGCGAUUCCGACGCUGGCCAGGACCUCUAGGGGUCGGAACCAAGACAUUUCUUGUAGGGCAGGAUGUCGCCAAAAUGAGACGCUGGGGCACGUCCUGCAGCAGUGUGAGCGCACUCACGGUGAAAGGAUCAAGCGACACAAUGGUAUUGUCGACUACCUGUGCAAGAAGUUUAAGGUGGACAAGUGGUCGGUCGAACGGGAACCCUGUAUAAAUACGAAGGAAGGGACCCGCUUUCCGGACAUUGUGAUCCGGAAAGGUGACCGUACGGCCAUUGUCGAUGUACAGGUUGUGGGCACGAGCACCCCACUGGAAACAGCCCAUAGAAGGAAACAGAAUUAUUAUGCGAGGAACGAUGAGGUUGUAGCCUAUGCCAAAGCUGAUAGGAGUGGAACACCCAUCGUCACCUCCUGUACAGUGUCGUACAGAGGGGUGUGGUCAACAUCGUCCAGGGCCGACCUCCAUGGGCUGGGUGUCACCAAAGCGGACACGAAACGGAUGAGUGUGCGAGCGCUGCAAGGGUCGCUGGCCAUAUUUGGUGUGUUCCGGCGUUCUACGUCCCGGACAAAGAGGGCCUGA